AUGAAGUUGACUGCUUUCCUCACCGCUCUCUCCUUCUCUGCUAUCAUUGCAGCAGCCCCCGUUUCAAACAACUCGCCUCGCGGGUUUUUACCAACUGCAGCCGACAUUCUUGAUAAGAUGUACCCACACAAUGGUGUACCACGUCUUGCUCAGAAGCUUGACAAAAUUUUGAACGUUUGUCAGUACACUUAA
Penicillium taxi is the source of this 192-nucleotide messenger RNA. RefSeq lists its product as uncharacterized. Bases 1 to 192 code for a protein of 63 amino acids. NCBI's taxonomy places the organism in Eukaryota, Fungi, Ascomycota, Eurotiomycetes, Eurotiales, Aspergillaceae. The transcript has a single exon. The record is from RefSeq and is a predicted model, not a curated record.